Cylas formicarius (sweet potato weevil) is the source of this 8884-nucleotide messenger RNA. RefSeq names its product tyrosine-protein kinase receptor (gene Alk). The transcript has 18 exons. Gene Ontology annotation, cellular component: signaling receptor complex; membrane. NCBI's taxonomy places the organism in Eukaryota, Metazoa, Arthropoda, Insecta, Coleoptera, Brentidae. The coding region runs from base 597 to 5015 and encodes 1472 amino acids. Gene Ontology annotation, molecular function: protein binding; ATP binding; transmembrane receptor protein tyrosine kinase activity. The record is from RefSeq and is a predicted model, not a curated record. Gene Ontology annotation, biological process: protein phosphorylation; regulation of neuron differentiation; multicellular organism development.
GUUUUUACCUUAACGCCGUAAACCAUGUCGCCAGAUUGGGGUUGGUCGAUACCGCUCGGAAAUUAAUGAUGCUUUAUGGUUACCAACCAGGGAGGGGACGGCGGUAAGCAUCUGAUCGAACGUGAGAUUGUCGGCAUUGUCGUAGAACUCAUAGGUCACGCACGCGAAUAGGAACGCGUUGCCGAACGCGAAAUGGAAUGCAGGAGUGGAGUAAAACAGCGACGCGCACGCGCACCCGUACAACGACUCGAGCCGCGACAUUUCGCGCAGAAAUUUCUCCCAUAGGUGGCGCUUUGUGAUCGUGUCGUAUGCGCAGCACGCAAUGCUCAGCAGCCCGAACGUCUGCGAAGCGAAGUAAACGAUUUUGACGACGACGUCGACGUGAAAGUCGGCGGAACAUUCGAGGUACGCGUUGAUGGCGGUCCAAGCGGCGAUGGCGGCCACCAAAACGACCGAGCAAGCCGAGUACGGACGGACGUUGGCGAGCCUAUCGUUGUCGUAGUCAUAGUCGGGAAGAGUGCCCCAAAACCAUUCGAACUGAGGAUGACACGGGGCACCUCUGACGAACCGCUACACGACGUAAACUAAGUUCCACCAUGGGAUCCCGCUUAAUGUCUUCCUUCCUCCUCAUAUCUGUUUGUGUGUUUCACUUGACGCAGUGCGAUGGAGUCGCGGUGGGCGGGCACUCGGAUGUAACCGAAACAAACCUUGGGAAUCUAAAAUCCGUAAAAGAAAAUAUGAGCGACAGGAUGGCGAACUACUUCAGGACGAGGAGAAGCACGUCCAAAAAAAGCUCGCCCAAAAACACAUCCUUUUCGGCCAUUCAAAAAAUGCAUGCCGAAUGGACCAAAAUGGCACGCGACGCGGCCAUGACCAACGAGUCUAACCCGACUGAACAGACGAACCAAACGCGUCUUGACCCAAUCUAUCGACUGCACCAGCAGAAUAUCAAAGAGAAACAAGACGACAGCGUCUACUCGGGGGUUAGCUGCAGUUUCGAAAACGACUGCAAAUGGACUUGGAGGAAGGACAUCGCCAACGGGUUUUAUAUUACGUCAGGCGCUCAAUUUAAGAGCAACGAUUCAGGUCCAAAGGUGGACGCUAACGGUCGGCCAUAUGGGAGUUUCCUUUUUAUACGCCUGCCGAUCAAUUCGAGAGAGUUUCACGUGACGAGUCCGCUGUUCGGGCCUACGACAGCGGCGUGCAAGCUGCGCGUGCACGUUUUCCAAGAGUACAUGGACGGGGGUGAGAUCCGAAUCGUCGGGGACAAAACUAACGACGAGUCGUUUAGCAAUCACACGCAGUGGUUGGUCGACAAGAUCCACGGGGAACACUCGGGAGGUUGGAAAAAACACGAAAUGUCGUUGGGAAAAAUCACGAGCAACUUCACGAUCAUCCUCGAGGUGGUACCGUCGGAAAACACGGCGAGCGGCGCGAUCGUCGCCUUCGACAACCUGCAGCUAUACCAGUGUUUCGUAAAAAACGACGACACCUGUACCCGUCUUCAGUACAGGUGCAACACGACCAUGGAGUGCGUAAAUACGAGCAGCGUUUGUGAUUUCACGGAAGACUGUCCGCUCGGUGACGACGAGACUCAGAAUUGUCAUUUGAUGCCUUACGGAUCGAGGUGCUCGUUCGAGGAAGAGGGAUGGUGCGGUUGGACUAACAUCGUAGACUCCAAGACUGUACUGCAAUGGGCGCGCCACAACGGUUCAUCGCCGAGUAACUUUACUGGUCCGCGAGCUGACCACACAUUCAUGAAUACUACCGGCAGUUACCUGUAUGUCAGCAUGCUGAAAGACGGGUCUCAGUUCGCCAGCGGAGCGCUAUUGCAGAGCGUUACCUUCAAUCCGCCACCUAGAGUGCACGGAAACUCUUCGUCCAGAUAUUAUAAUUCGUGCGCGAUCCGUUUUUAUCUACACAAAACCGGAAAGCACAAGAGCGGCAUAUUGCUCGAGGUGAUCGAGCUGACGCCUACCGAGAACAAAACGACCAAUUUGUAUUGGAGCUACGUGGACGAUCACGGCGACCAGUGGGUCCGAGUGGUGCUUAUUCUGCCUAAUAUCACCCACAGAUAUUUCCUCAACUUCAUGGCCAAGAAAGGCUACCGGUACCUAAGCGAUUUGGCCAUUGACGACGUUUCGCUCAGCCCAGAGUGUUUCGGCCUCAAUAUACCCGCCGACGAGCUGCAGGGUUAUAACUACUGGAACCCGAGGAGCGACGUUUUGGUACCCAAAGAACCCCACCCGGAUUUCAAGAACAAAACAUUCUACAUGAUUACCAAUUGCAAGGCAACCGGCCGAUUCGGACCCACGCAACACGAAUGUUUGAGGGCCUACAACAACACCAAAGUCUCCGUUAAAGUCCUCCAUGAGCCCGGACUCACCGGGGUGCAAAAGUGGGUGGUGCCGCGCAAUGGAUUUUACACAUUUAUAUUGGCGGGUGCGAGCGGCGGCAAAGGCAGCUCCACCGCCGGGUCAUCGAGGGGAGCGAUGGUCCGGACCGUCAUGGAACUGAAAAAGGGCCAGGAAAUGUACAUUCUCGUCGGCCAGGAAGGUUCUAGCGCGUGUCCCAAGGUACUCGGCCAAACGACGAAUUCAUCGUGUUCGAGUAACCGCGACGAGCCGAUCUCGGGAGGAGUCAGGGGCGUGCUCCAACUGCAGAUAAACGACAGCGGCGGCGGUGGAGGCGGCGCGACUUUCCUCUUUAUAAGGAACAAAACGAAAGAUAAGGUUCCGGUGGCUGUAGCGGCAGGUGGUGGCGGUUUGGGAAUGAGCCGUUUCUUCUUGGACAACGAGGCGCAUCACGGCCAGGCGAUCAAUAUGUCGGUUUUGCCUGGUAGCGGCGCCGUCUGGUCCUUUAAAUCCGCAGGCGCUGGCGGCGGAUGGACUUCCACCACCCCCGGCGGCCUCGCGAACCUAGUGCCCAAGCAAAUGAUGGGUAGCUCACUACAAGCUGGCGGUAUCGGAGGCAAAGCGUGUUACAACUCGACGGACGGCCGGGGCGACGGCGGUUUCGGUGGCGGCGGAGGCGGUUGCAAAAGCGGCGGCGGGGGCGGCGGUUACCGCGGAGGGGACGCCAACUCGACAAACGGAGGCGGCGGAAUUUCGUUCCUUGAUCCGACCAAAGGGAUCCCGAGCUUGUCCGAAGCCCAUUCGGGCUACAACGUGGGCGAAGGGUACGUGGUGAUCAUCCCCGCCGUGGAAGAGGGCUGCGGGUGUAAUUAUUUAUGCGUCUCGCUCGACGAGAAGAGGUCCAGCGUGGUGUGUCUGUGUCCGCCUACGUGGAAGCUGGCGAACGACGAGCAAACGUGCAUACCGCUUUUGACGCAGAGGGAGUCGAAUUAUCCGCCGUGGUUUGUCGUCGGUCUGAUCGUAACCGUGGUUUGCCUCACCGUGGCAUUCGGGGUGGUUUGCUUUGUACUGUAUAACAGAUACCAACAGAGGGCCUCGGGUCUCUUGAGGAGGAAAAUGCUUUCCGGUCCGGACCUGCAACUGGACCGACUCCGGAUGGCGUCGGAUGGUAUGAUGACGGAAUACAACCCCAAUUAUGAAUUUGGAGGGAUCGUAUAUACGCUGAAGGACUUAAAAGAUAUCCCGCGGGAACAAUUGAGGCUCUUGAAGGCAUUAGGUCAAGGUGCGUUUGGCGAGGUCUACCAAGGUUUCUACCGGCAGAGGCCUUGCGACACCGUCGAGAUGCCGGUGGCGGUCAAAACGUUGCCCGAGAUGUCAACGUCUCAGGCCGAGAUGGAUUUCCUGAUGGAGGCGUUAAUAAUGUCCAAAUUCAACCACCCAAACAUCGUCCACUUCAUCGGGGUGUGUUUUGACAAGCACCCGCGGUUCAUCGUGCUCGAGCUCCUCGCCGGCGGCGAUCUGAAAAACUUCCUCAGGGAGUCAAGACCGAAACCGGAACGGGCGAGUCCGCUGUCCAUGAAGGACCUCGUCCUGAUAGCGAUUGACGUCGCCAAGGGCUGCAAGUACCUGGAAGAAAACCGGUUCAUUCACCGGGACAUCGCCGCCAGGAAUUGCCUGCUGACGACCAAGGGACCCGGCAGGGUGGUGAAAAUAGCCGAUUUCGGGAUGUCGAGGGACGUUUAUAGGUCCGACUACUACAGAAAGGGCGGCAAAGCGAUGUUGCCGAUCAAGUGGAUGCCGCCAGAAGCGUUCCUCGACGGUAUAUUCACGAGCAAAACCGACGUUUGGUCGUUCGGCGUUCUCCUCUGGGAAAUCAUGAAGAUGGGGUUCAUGCCGUACACCGGGUGCACGAACCGUGAGGUUAUGGACCUCGUGGUGCAGGGUGGACGCCUUGAGCAGCCGGAAAACUGUCCGGGACCCGUCUACGGAGUGAUGACCCAAUGCUGGCACCCCAAACCCGAGCACAGACCGAGCUUUUCGACCAUAUUGGAACGGUUGGGGUACUGCGCUCAGGACCCGGACGUGAUGAACGCGCCGUUGCCGGUCUUUCAUCGGGCACCUUCCAACGAACGCGACGCGACGCUGAUGAGGCCCAGCGAUUCUGAAGAGAAUUGCCUGCAGGUUGUACCGAAUCCGUCCGAUUACCUGGUACCUAACCACACGGCGCCCGCGACGCCCGAUCCCAUCGAAUCGACGUCGUCGGUGGAGAAGUUGCUGCCCGACGGUUCGGAUAACUGGGAGACGUCGUUUAUCAUGCCGAGCUCGAGAUCCACCCAGCCGCUGCUGCUGGAUAAUGCGAAGGACGAGGAGAACCAGAGGACGUCGGCCGACAACCAGAACAGCAAAGGUCAGCCGUCUUUCGUGCCGAACAGUAUACAGCACAAUAACAAUUUCAUGGUGAAAAAUGAGGGGGCAUCGGUAAAAUCCGGCGUGUCCUUGGACGCCGCUGCUCUCGCCAAGGCCGUCAUGACCCCGAACCAAGCCAAGAAAUACGCCAACGUGAACGCGAGCGACGUUCCGGUCAGCAACGGCCUCAUACAGAGUCACAAUUUCUCGGUCGGCAAUCAUUUGCCCAAAAAUGAUACAGAAAUCAACUGUUAGGUGACGCCAGUUUCGCGACAUGGCGUUGCCGGUUCGCGUCCAGCACCGUAUGUAAUGAGACGUUUCGAUUAUACAUUCAAUAGAAGAAUUUUUGUUUAAGGAAUAUUUUUGCGUAUUCGACAGUUUUUAAAAUAAUAUUUCCAAAAACCGCUCAAAGUGUCGCGAAAUCCGAAAUAUAGUACCGACGGUCGCCGAAAUUUGGUGUUACUUGGCAACGCCGCGUGUCCGAAGGUUUUCAAUUUUAAUUUCAAAACGAGGCUCCUUGUUUUAAAUUACGAGGUCCGAUCAGUAAAUGCGCGAAUUGUGAUGCGGCGAAAAAAAUUGCGUGUAUAUUUGUUGGGCGGACCCCGUAUAAUACCGAUGCUGACGCGCGCAGUGACCGACGUGCGAAUUACAUUGUAAAUGUAAAAGGGUAGGACAUAUUUGAUCCAAAUUUUUAGGUACGUAAGCGGAAAGUGUUGAUUGUUUUUUUUUAAGUUACAGGAUGAAACGGAGAGUAAGUAGAUGGAAAAAAAUCUGCCUACUAUAGGAAGUCAAAGUGAACACAAUCAUUUUUUCUGAUAAUUUGUAAACCGUUUGUAAAAAUUUUUUCGGAUCUGAUGUAUUAUUAUCAUUCAUUGGGUAGUAUUAUUUUGCAAAAACAAUAAAAAGGGUAACCUGCGGCGUGCCGAUUGUUCUGAGACGCCUUGUAUAUCGGAGAAAUCCGCCGAAAAUAUGUGUAUAAACAAAUCCCUCGUUUCAAUGAGUUACGUUCAUCGUUUCAUCCUGUACGCACCAAGGUUUGAUCGCUCGCUGUAUUAAGUAAAUUAUACAGGGUAAACUCAUUAAGUUUGACCGGUGGAAAGCAGUGGAGCGUGAAUGACGUGACGUUCGGACGAACUUUAAAUGCUAUUUUAUACGUGUUGAGGGUUAAUAAUUUUUAUUAAAAAUGAAACCUGGUUGCCGAUAGACCACGAUGUAGCUGCUUCAGCGAAAGGAAAACGGCGGAGGUGGGUGAACCUCCCAUCCCCGUCGUCGUCCGAUGAAAUAAAAGAAUUAUAUGUCAGGGCCGUAAUAUCUGUUCCAUGGACAUUGAAAAAUAUAUUGUAGACGGACUGAUAGGUUUAAGAAUACUAGAUCUGAACGGCAACGCUGUAGACGAUCAUUGCAUUUUAUGAGAGUGGCGCAUCUACAACAGUGACGGGCGCGUAUUAUUGGGGGUCACGUUACACAAUUUCAAACAAACAGAGUGCUAUGGAAUAUCAAUAAUUAUAGUAAAUACUUAACAUUUCUCUAAUUUCCUAAAAUGCCGUUGCGUUACUUAUUAUAACUUUGUGUUCUGUGAAAUCUGAAGAAGGCUAUCUGACUAUCUGGCUGGCAGUAUAUCUUCUUGGCCCCUGAAUAUGUCAAAAGAGGCGAAACGAUGAAAAACACAAUGCAAGGUGAUUCUGACGUAAUAAGAAUUGUGCUGUCCAUCAGCCAAUCGGCGAGCGCGUGCUUGGUCACGCCCCGUUUCGUUUAAAGCCUACACGAGUCUACUAUAUAUUUUUAGUGGUCCGUGCUCUGUUCCCUAUAUACUUUACAUUGUUUCCAGAUUGUAGUUUAUUGAAGACUGUUUAAAGAUUUGUUACCUGCGCGUGUGCCAAUAUUUUUAUUGCGACGUUAGUCCGACUGCUCAACCAAGCGACGCCAGUCGCUGAUUGUUUUCUAUUUUAAGUGUUUUAUUAGUCGUUACCGUUGUAGUUUUAGUUCGGAACACGACGUGCUGUUCGAUGGCGAAGGUCCUUUUCAAUAUUAAAAAAAAAAUGAUUUUGAGAACGAGCAACGCUAAUUGAUCCUACCCCUUAAUUUUUCGAAGCCUGAUCUUUGUGGCUGGCCCCUUGUGUAUAUUUUAAUUUUUAUCAAAAAAUGUUUUGGAAUUGAUGUGUUGAAGCUAAGGUUGCGGAAGUUAUUUGACGUUCCACGAUUAAAAGUGAGGUUAGGCUCGCGAGAUCAUUAAAAAAAUACAUGAAUGGGGCCCGUCUCGAAUCACGUCGCCGAUUAUAAAAGUUUUAUUGUGUAAUAACCUCAUUAUAUCGCCUAUUAUUGCCUUAUUGCUCAAUAUUUAUAGGUUUUAUCGGUGGUGCUUUUGCCUUGGUCUAUAUUUAUUUUCGCGGAAAGCGACCAAUAUUCAUUCUGCAGUGGCGGUUCGUUGCCGAAAAAAUGGGUGAAAAUUUGUGCGAACAAAAAUAAGAAAAAAGAGAUGGAAGAAGUUAAAUAACAAUUUGGUUGGAAAGUGUCAUCUAAAAUUCAGGCAAUCCAUAGAGGUAAAAUAAGAAAAUAUUUAUUUAUUUUUAAGCUUUUCUUUUGUAAAACAUUCACUGAUUUUCACGGAAACGCCACCGCUGAUAUAUUAAUCUUUAUACACGGUUGUGUAACACACCUGUCCUAUUGCUUUAGCUCUUUGCAUUCGGUACAAUAAUUAAACUGGUUGUGCGUAUUUUUUUAUGAAUUCGAUUCGACAAUUCCCGCGGGUAGUUUGCCGUAUACAACUCCCCCCAAUCCCCUCCGUUCGUCGUAAUUAUUUAUCCCUUUCGUACCGUCGUUGGAGAUUUAAAUAGUGCGUAUUUGUUCGUUCUAGACUGAUUCAUUGAUUAUUAGCACUGUCUCCAUCUCCCUUUUGAAAUAUCUCUCUCUCUCUCUCUCUCUCUCUCUCUCUCUCUCUCUCUCUCUCUCUCAUUUUAAACAUCCUAAACAUACCCUGUCUUACGCCCCUCUCCUUUAAAACUAUCUCCCCCUCUUUUGAGCUCAAAUAUUCCUUACCAGCGGUUUAAAAAGAGAGGGAGGCAUAAAACAAAGUGGUUUUAAACGAUGGAGAGAGAGUGAGAGACAUGUUUAAAAAGAAAGAAGGUCAAUUAAAUACUUAAGAGCGUUUACUAUAAUGAUCGAUCCUUCUGGUCUAGAACUAACUAAUGCACACUACUGAUUUAUAUAUCCGACGUUAUGUUUAUUGAAAAUGAAAAUGCUUUAAGUAAAAUCUAAGACCUGUACAUAAUAUAUAUGAAUGUAAUAGUCAAAUAAGCUGACCUGGAAUGUUAACAAUUAAUAUUCGACGCGCUCGGGGUCAUCUUUUGCUUGGUUUUGGUUGCCGAUCAUAAGCGGCGUGUUUUUUAAGUAAGUACAUUGAGAAACCUUUAAACGAUUUGAAGGCGAAAAGUGAUUUGAGUUACAAGGAUUAAAUUUUUUUUUGUAGAUUUUAGAUUUUUCAAAUAUUCUUAGAUAACAAGGUUUUCCAACGAGAUAGGAGACGUGAAAAUCAACAGACAAUAGAAUUAUAAUAUCGGUUGCCUAAUUUAUUUUAAACCCAUAUACUGAAAAGAAAGUAUUUCGUGACAUAUACUUUACAUACUUUUUGCCUUUGAAUCAACUCCCGAAGUUUAACUACCAACUUGAAAACAUCGAGUUGGUUGUUGUGCGUUUUGGAAAAAAACAUGGCGCCGACGCGACGAUACCACGCAGGAACUUUUGCAUUACGCCUUAAAUUGGGUAAAAAAAAAUCGGAAAUGUGCGCGACGUUGUCGAAUCGACUCGAAAUCUGAUAAAGUCGGAAAAUCUCUUUUUAACACGUACCGCCAAAAGAGCGGCGCACUUUUCCGAUUGAGAACAACGUUAUCGCCUCGUAUUGGUUGCCCUUUUAUAAGCUUUUGUGUAAAUAUAACCUACCGAUAAUAUAAGUUAUCCGUUUAGUCCCGGACUAUUCGACAAGACUGGUUUUUAGGAAACAAAAUCCAAUUUAAGUUUUAAAGUGAAAUGUUCGACAAUAUGGCACGUUCCGCGCGUACUUCGUCGUCAGAGGUAUACGCGGAAUCGAUACCGUAUUUCAUACCUACAUCAAAAAUAUAAUAGGUGUU